AGUGCUUGCGCCUCUUACCGCGUGCAGCAAUUCUUGCUUGCGUGCCGGUACAUUUCUAAAGAAUGAACUAGUGCGCGUUCCCGUGCAGUGCAACUCGGACAAUUCAGUUGUCCACGGCCAGAAUGUCCAGUGCUGGACCGAAGAAUGAAGGCAGGCAGAUAGAAAGAGACAAAGCACUGGUGGAGAGACGAAAGGCAUCGGCCAAGAUGUUGGUCAGCAUGUUCCCAAAGAUUCCCAAGACUGCUACAGUGCUACUAGAGUUCUUCAUAAAGCGCGAGAGCAACACCUCCUUGCAGCGCGACCCCCUGGCUCACUUCUGCCAGGAGGAAGUAGUGCUACACGCCCAGGAGUGCCUGCGCAAGCUCAACAAGCAGGUCAUCCAUUACCAGCAUGUACGCGACAUGAUCGAGAACCUUCAUGCCCUGCACAUAAUGUGCACAAAAAAGAACCCGGAUAAUGCGAAAGCACUGGGCCACACUAUCCGCAAGUUGACUAUUAUCAUCGGCGAAGUGGCCACGUCCCUGGAGAAGAUCGCUGAAGUAUCUGUUACAGACUGGAUAGGAAUCGGUGAUGCUAUAGUGAACAAAUUGGAAAGGAUAUCAUUUCCCGAACAGCCUCCGUUAUCGGCGUUUAUACCGAAGAUUGGAGAGUUUGAGAGCCUGAAGUUGUUGGGAGCUGGCGGCUUUGGUGCGGUGUACUUGGCGAGGUUCAAGCCUGGUGAUUUCACGUAUACCGUGAAACUGGUGGCUACGGACCGGUUUAGCAAGUACAAGCAGGCGGCCAUGGACAAGGUGGUGGCGUCAGUUAUCAGGAACCCGUUUCUGGUCAAGUACUACUGCUGCUUUUGCGUGGAGGAGGCCUAUGUUACCAUCAUGGAGCACAUUCCUGGCGUGGACCUUAUGCGCGUGGUAACUAAGGAACGUUUCUUAGAAAUCGACGCCGUCCAGAUCAUAAUGGCCCAGCUCAUCUUGGCCCUGGAGCAUUUGCACCUGCGAGGAUUUCUACAUCGAGAUAUCAAGGUUUCCAACAUGCUCAUCAUACCUGGAGGCCGUGUGAAAGUUAUCGACUUCGACACCACGAAGAUAUGCAACGCUCACUUUUCAAAGAGGCCGUUGCGGGGCUACUUCAGACGAACCUCGUUCGAGUUCAACGACGGUGAGUCUGCAGGAACGAUCCCUUACAUGGCUCCGGAAAUACUCAAGCGAAGACCUUACGGGCGUGCUGUAGACUGGUGGUCUUCUGGGAUUGUCAUGUAUAAAUUGAUGACCGGCCGCGUCCCAUUCCGAGGGAAGACUAAGCAAACCCUCCGUAACAAUAUCGUCUCUUCUCCGCUCAAGUGGCCCCGACGCGACGAACAUCCGCACUCUGCUACCACACCUGCCAAGGAUAUGGCAUACAGGAUGCUUAAGAAGAAUCCGGUCCAGCGCCUGGGAUCCAAGAGCUACAGCGACCUCAAGACACAUCAGUUCUUUGACGGCUUCGACUGGAAUCAGUUGUACAGGAGGAAUGAUUUGUGUGACAUUCCCUCCAUCCAGGAACUGAUGAAGGAAGACGCUGAUCGCGACCUAACAAUAAAUCCCGACUCUGACGACAAACGUGAGCAUCAGCAGAUCGAGGAAAUGACCGACAUCAGCGGCGACAGUCAGAAGCCACUGCUAUGCUUUGUUUCUCCGUCUUUCAAGAAACUCAUGACCAUGGUGAAGGUGUACGGGACGCAAGUCAGUGCCUCUAACACAUUCAUCGAGACGAGCAGUGAAGGGUCCUCCGAAGUCGACUACAAUUUUCCCAAGCCAGGUUACUCUGCCAAGACUAGUGCGCAUGGACACAGCGCCCACUAACCACAAGCUAUUGUUUCCUGGGGACAUCGUGACGAAAGCGGACGGGACGUCUACAGUGACAGCAUCCAGAACGUCCUUCAGGUCAUUCACCUAGAGAAGAAUCUCACUCUCAACAUCAUUCCUAUAUCCCCACUCUGGCAGAACCGCAUCCUCCUUAGUAAGCUGCGGGAGACAGCAUUGUCUGAUGCUCUUCUCCCCAGCAAGUCUACUCCCGCUGAAAUUGAAAAGGAGCUUGAAGAAAUGAGUCAAAAAUAGUACACAAACAAUGAACACGUAAUUAUGAACUAUUAAGAAAUUAAAUGAUUCCGUCUCACUAAUAUCGAGCUGAAUAUAUGUGGAACUAUGAAAGUGCGAGUAGUACCGAAAUCUGAACUAGAAUUGAUUGUGAACUUGCACGUGGACAAGAGUUUGCUAACGAUGGCAGUAAUUUGCGGUGCUGUUUAUCAAAAGAUUUGUAUUGGUGUAUGGACAUUGCAGCGAAUAGCGACGGUGUAACCCACUGAUCUCGAUUGUAAAAGGCUGGAUCGCGGAUAGGGAGCGCGAGCGUGAAGAAACCGGCCGCCAUCUUACUGUACCCACAACAGUCUCCGCAGCGAUCAUGGCAACUUCUUGCAAUUACGGUCGUACCAACCGUACUGGCAAGGUUACAGGGCCUAAAUUUAUACAGGUUCGUCAUGAGGGCUACCCAGUGAAUAAUCUGUGCAGUGUGAUACGGCUGGGUGUACAGGUUACUUCACAGCUGCCUCGACAUACUCAAGAAAUGGGUGCAGAACCUGCGUAAUGCCCACAAACUUUGACUACCACAGCACCUCCAGAAAGUAAAGGCAUAUGUGUCACAUGGGAUUUUUAAAGACAUUCACAGUAUAUAAUACCUUGUAUGAACUGUUGUAGAUCUAAGCAGCCUCUACAGUACACUCUCAGAAAUUAAAACUUGUCACGGAAC
Ornithodoros turicata is the source of this 2781-nucleotide messenger RNA. RefSeq names its product microtubule-associated serine/threonine-protein kinase 3-like. The coding region runs from base 123 to 1838 and encodes 571 amino acids. Gene Ontology annotation, biological process: peptidyl-serine phosphorylation. Lineage: Eukaryota; Metazoa; Arthropoda; Arachnida; Ixodida; Argasidae. Gene Ontology annotation, molecular function: magnesium ion binding; protein serine/threonine kinase activity; ATP binding. The transcript is spliced from 14 exons. The record is from RefSeq and is a predicted model, not a curated record.